Schistocerca serialis cubense is the source of this 1042-nucleotide messenger RNA. RefSeq lists its product as uncharacterized. NCBI's taxonomy places the organism in Eukaryota, Metazoa, Arthropoda, Insecta, Orthoptera, Acrididae. The transcript has 4 exons. Bases 93 to 728 code for a protein of 211 amino acids. The record is from RefSeq and is a predicted model, not a curated record.
UCGCAGCACUGCGACCGGGACAGCGCAGAACGGAGGUGGAGGCGGAGGCAGAGGCGGGCGUAGAGAGGUAGAGAGACGCGCCGGCUCCAAGCAUGGGGCCCGGAGCGCUGCUGAUGUUGGCGGCGGCGGCGGCGGUGGCGGGCAUCACCAGCGCCAACAUCGCCCUCGCCGGCCCGUACGCUCUGAAGGCCGUGGACUUUGGCGCCUGCGACGACGGGGAAUACCCGGGGAUGCUGGUGAACGUGUCGCUGAUCUUGGACGAGGCUGCCAACGAGACGGCCUACACGGGGGAGUUCACCACCAGCUACGACUACCUGGCGGACGACUGCGAGAUGGAGAUCACCGUUUACAAGUGGGGCAGUACUGGUGGAUGGCUUAAGUUUUAUGACCUGACCUUCACCAAGCCAUUCGACUACUUGCUGACUAACUUCCCGGCCGUCUUUGAGUACAUCUGGUACCCCAUGGGCAUCAACAAGAAGCCUGUGCCUCCGGCAACAAAGCGGCCACAGCACAUCAAGACACCGCAGGACGACCCCAUUGAGGUGGAACCUUCGCCUCCUCCGCCUCCUCUCGUCCUACCGAUAGAGCUGGAUCCGCCCACAACACAGCAGUCGCUGCCUUCUACAUCUUCUACACAAGGAGGUGGACGCAUACCCUUCUGGUGGUAUCCAGGAGGGCCAUUUUUGCCAGAGCACAGGCCGGAUGGUGGGGUACGGCUGGAAGCUUGAUGUCCCCUGCAGCCACAGCUUUCGGCCCAUCGUUGCGCCUACACUCAUUCAUCCCCCGCCAUGGUCGCACUCAAUACAAGACCCCUUUAACGAAGACGAAGAACGCAAGACCAGAGAAGGCAGUGAAAAGACAUGGGCCAAUGGUGCACUGAUUAGGACCGCACCAUGAAUGGAUUGACACCUGCAAGAAAUGAAUAUAGGCGCCGCUCCUGCCAGCCUCGGCCCGACAUUUGUGGACAUCAUUAGCAUGGCCUAGCAGAGAGUGCUACGAGAACUGAUAGUUGUGAUCCACAACCUGAGAGACAGACUUGCCU